Molecule: messenger RNA, 3233 nt
Organism: Lagopus muta (rock ptarmigan)
Lineage: Eukaryota; Metazoa; Chordata; Aves; Galliformes; Phasianidae
Exons: 4
Coding region: 216-983 (255 amino acids)
Biological process (GO): canonical NF-kappaB signal transduction
Source: RefSeq, a predicted model, not a curated record
AGGGAAAUUCCCUGCCCCGGAUUUUUCUGUUAGAGAAACUUUUUCAGUUGCGCCCAGAGGCCGAUUCUGAGCUGUGGCCACCAGGAUUGGGGCAGGAGAGCCCCCCACCACUUGAAACACCGACAUCUCCAGAGAUCCCGCAGCAGGACGGAGCACCGUGCUCCCCAUCGCCACGUCCCCUCCUUGCUGCCUUGCUUCCUCCCUGACCAGGUGUGAUGGAAAUGGGUGAAGUUUUCCUCCAGCUGUGCCAGGAGGUGGCCAGGCUGCGGGAGCUGUGCUCCAGGCAGAGCGAGCUGCUGCAGAAACUGAGCGCCAGGAAGGGCCCCGUUGUGGACAUCCCCAUGUCUCUGCCCAUCCAGUGCACAGAGGACGCUUGGACAGAGGGAGGGGAGCAGCUAGCAGCCAGCCCCCAGGUGCACCCCAAGGCCCCGCAGGGCUCUGCCCACCCUCUGGCCCCACCAAAUGCUGCCCACACACUGCCUGGUGCCAGUGGUUGGUACCCAGCUUGCAGUGACCUCGGGGCUGGGAGAGCCACCCUCCCAGGGGCUUUUGGCAGCAGCCAGGCGGGGAGAAAGGAGAAGAUGCUGGUAGACACAUGGCUGGAGGACUGUAGGAGGACUCCUACCACCAACAGCCCUGAGGAAGGAGCAACAGCUUGCUGCAGCCCACAGGAAUUUGUGACACCGAGCAGCGAGGCUGAGCACUCCUUUCUGACUAUCCUGGACCUCUAUGAAGCCCCAGAAGCUCUUGGGAGGGAGGCUGCUCCCAGCGACAGCGCUUUGUCUGCUGCAGAAAAGGUGCCAGUGGAAAUCCGGGGACCUCUGAAGACGUCCUGGACACCUGGAUGGAUGCUGGAGGACGCCGCGCUUGGACCCGGCGCAGCUGCGGCUGCUCAGAUGUGUGACAUUUGCCAGGCGACCUUCCCUGCAGACACCGCAGCUCAGGCUGACUAUUUAAAGCACGUCUUAACCCACAUGAAGUAGGGCUUUAGGACUUUGUGCUCAGAAAGCCAUGGGUGUGCAGCUGUGAGCGGCACAACGGGCUCCGGACCUGCAUGAGAUGCGGCUGCUGGGGCAGCUCAGGCUGCAGUUCCGUUCUUUGCCACCCGGAUCGGUUCCUGCUGUGCUGCCUGGGGGCUCAGCGGGGGUUCUGGGUGUGUUUCGGCUCAUUGAGCUUCAUGGGUAUCAAAACUGCUUCUGUGCUGAGCUCCAGAUGCGUGUAGGAGGUUUGGGGAGCUGCAGCUUAAUGGGAAGUGGACGUUUUUUUUCCAAAGUUCUCUGUAACUGGAAAAUGCUGAAUUUUUAAUUUUUUUUUUUCCUUGAAUAGAGACAUUUGAAAGCUGCAUUGUUGCUUUUUCCAAGAACACAGGAGGGGGGAUCACCAUGUUUUCAUGGCACUAAAUCUGAACUCGCUUUUGGAGAGGGCGCCAGCGCCGCAUGCACGAUGCCACCCACCCUGCAGCAAUGCAAAGCUCCCAUCCCUAUGAGGGGCACAACUGAGACCCCUCCUCAUUAAAACCCCAUCAGCUCUGGCUCGUUAGCUCCUGGGAGUUUAAUUACUAUCCAGGUGGGAGGAGGCUGCUCGAAGCCCAUAGAUGUGGGGUGGGCUGAUGGGUGUAGGGAACAGCAGAACAGGAAGGAGUUCCUGCCGUGCAGCAGCCAGGUGGGCACAUGGUGUUAUUCUGCCAUAUCCCUUCUAGCUGGAGAGCCAUCUGCAAACCCAGAAUGAAGAUUGCACUCUUCCAUUAACAGCACACGUGAUGCUGCUGUUCUAUAAUGCUUUCUCUCAAUACGCACCCAUGCGCUUUGUGGAGGAAUUCACCUGCAGAGCUGAGGAAACAGCAGGGCAAAACGCAGAUUAGCUCCAAAUCAUCGUGUUUUGUUCUUUUUCUUUCCUUUGGAAAAGCCUUAUCUCAGACCUUUACGCUUAACAAGUAGCUCUGAAACGGAUCUGGCAUCGCAUCUCUGAGGCAACUUGCGUUUAAAUCGACGUCCGGCGUCUCUGCUUCCAUGGAUCGAGAUUAAUUCCCGUCUCCAGCUCCAGAAUCUCAUCUUCAGCAGCACAGAUAACAGCAAUGACUCGAGGCUCUUCCCAGAAGCGUAGCUGCAUUAUGAAGCAAUGGAGCUGAUGAUGAACAUCUGUGUGUCCCGAGGGCAGGGACUGACUUGCAUGGGGCAGCACCGGGUCCUGGCAGUUUGGGAUCUGCAGAUUUGGGGUUUGCAGUCUGGGAACCAUUUUCCAGGAUGGAGCCCUCAGCUCUCUUAGAGCUGCAUCUCUGGGCUCAGUUCCUUCCAUGCAGAUUCUGGAGCUGCUCCUCACCCUGAGCAUGGACAAGACCUUGACUUGGUUGGGGUUUCUUACAGUGCUGCCUUCCCAUUGGCAUCUCCAACAGCUCCAAGCUGCCUCCUGUGGCUCCCUGAUUUAAUUAGGCAGUGGCAUAAUUCUAUGGUGUUUUCUGCUCUUCUAUAGGGCCUGGAAGAAAAUAUCAGUUUGCAGCUUGCAGAGUUGCUAGAAGCACCAGCUCUGACAGCGCUCUGCAUCAAGAAGGGCCAUAAAUUCAUUUGGCAUAAUAUUGUAACAGCCAUCCAGAAUUUGCCAGAAGGAAGAAAACCAACCCAGUUCCUCCUGCUCUGAGAGCAAGUCCAAUAAAUUUAAUUUAAAAACUGUGAGCACAGAUGGCUUUUCUCAAGAGUCAAAGCAGUCGUGGCAGAGGGCCGACUUCUGAGAGAUGCGUUUUGUGAUGAGAUGCAGGUGUGUUUGCAUGGCACAGUUCAAAUUAACGGGAAUAGUGUGAGUGUAGAGCCCUACACCCAAAGAGGGACAACUGCAUGCACCGGUGCAGGUCAAGGGCUGAGCUGCUGGAAGGGAGCUCCGUGGAGAAGGACCUGUGGGUCCUGGUGGCUGACAGGGUGAUUGUGAGCCAGCAGUGUGCCCUGGUGGCCAAGAUGGCCAAUGGUGGCCAACAGGUUGACCAAGGGUUGGCCACGAACCUGCAGUGUGCCCUGGUGGCCAAGAAGGCCAGUGGUAAUCUGGUUGACCAACAGCUGACCAGCAAUUGACCAACCAUUGACUAUGGGCCAGCAGUGUGCCUUGGUGGUGAAGGCCAGUGGUAGAUGAGUGGUUGACCAGCAGUGGACAAAUGGUUGACCAACAGUUGACCAAAGAUGGACCUCAAGCCAACAGCGUUCCCUGGAGGCCAAGAAGGCCCACUGUUGGCUGCACAGAGCGUGGCC